Myxocyprinus asiaticus (Chinese sucker) is the source of this 1778-nucleotide messenger RNA. RefSeq lists its product as uncharacterized. NCBI's taxonomy places the organism in Eukaryota, Metazoa, Chordata, Actinopteri, Cypriniformes, Catostomidae. The record is from RefSeq and is a predicted model, not a curated record. The coding region runs from base 575 to 1300 and encodes 241 amino acids. The transcript has 2 exons.
CAUCCGUAACACUCCCAAUAUUUGCUGUCUGUCUUUUUAACUGUGUCUUCAUCUUGUUCCUGUUUGUCUCUUUCUCUCUCUCAUUACAGGCUCUGGUGUGGAGAGUAUUCUGAAGGGAAUUCCUCUCUAUCUGAUAAAUAUGUAAUGGAUGAAUCAGCCACAUUUAGAUCCUCAUUCCUCAUCUGCCUCAUCACAGAAAGACCUAAAAAAGGAUCUAGCGGCCGUCAGAAUUCUGCUCCUUCAGCAAGGGGACUGUCCAGUUGAGGAUCACGUCUGUGAAUUUCUAGAGCUGGCAAAUGUAGUGCAAUAUCCAGACCGCUCUGGUGGCUUUCUUCCAGGCCGGUCUGAAUAGUGCACUGAGGGAACUGAUGCCUCCGGCUGAUCCUCACUGGACGCUCGGCGAAUAUGUGGAGAAGGCUCUGGAACUUUGUGGUUCCCUUUAUACAGUGGAUUAUGGUGGGAACCCCAAGCCAAAACCUGCAUCCAUGGCCCCUGUCUCAAAGUUGUAUGAUUUGCCACUGAUGUCAGUGCGUAGGGUCAUGAAGACCCUACCUCGCAAAUUACCAACGCGCCCAUGCCUGCCAUGGCCAACACGCCCACGCCUGCCACGGCCAACGAGCUGGAAGCCUCGUCCGUCCCAGAGCCAGCGUUGCCAGCCUCGUCCGUCCCAGAGCCAGCGUUGCCAGCCUCGUCCGUCCCAGAGCCAGCGUUGCCAGCCUCGUCUGUCCCAGAGCCGGUGUUGUCAACUUCGGCCAUCCGGAGGAGCAGAAGAAAAGUUGCCGUUCCCGAGUCUCUGCCCACGGAGGCCGUUCCCGAGUCUCCGUCCACAAAGGCCGUUCCCGAGUCUCCGCCCACGGAGGCCGUUCCCAAGUCUCUUCCCGUGUUUGCGACCACAGAUGUCGUUUCCCAUUCAUCCAGGACUCUUUGUCUUGAGCUUGCCACGGCUCCGCCUUCCACGGCUCCGCCCCCAGAGCCUGCCACGGCUCUGCCCCCUCCCCCAGAGACCAUUUCCCCAGCGGCUCCGCCCACUCCCCCAGAGACUCCUCCUACAGUGGCUCCGCCGCCUGACCCAGUCCCUGUCCUGCGGCCGCCUCCCAGGCAUCCUGACCCUGUCUCAGUCCUGCGGCCGCCUCCCAGGACACUGCCUGACACAGUCCCCACCUCGAGGUCAUCUCCUUGGUCUCCUGGCCGUCCGCCUGAUCUGCUUUGGUCUCCUGGCCAUCCGCCUGAAAAGCUCUGGUCUCCUGACCGUCCGCCUGAAAUGCUCUGGUCUCCUGGCUGUCCGCCUGAUCUGCUCUAGUUUACUUGGUCCUCCAAGCCUGCAGCAUCGCUCUGGCUCUCCGUCCCUCUGGCUCCGCCUUGGUUUCAAGCCUCCCUGACUUUGCCUUGUUCCUCUGCUCCCCUUGCCCCUUGUGCCCCCCUGAACUAUCUGUUUUCCCCCACACUCCAUGGACAAUUUGUUUUUGUUUUUUGGAGUGUCUGGAAUCCGGCUCUGUCACAUUCCCUGUUUUUGUGUUGACUUAAGUUGAAAUUCUUGUUUAGUUCCUGUUAGUUUGUAGUCCUUUUUUGUAGUUUCAUUUUAUGAUUGGUGUUCCUUGUUUCCCCUGGUUUCUUUGUCAGUCUUCACAUGUGUUAUGUUCUAUGCUUGGUUUCCUGUGUUUUUGUUUCAUUUUAUUCUGAGUUACUUUGUUCAUCUUUUGUUUUUCAUUAAAGCCGCAUGUAGAUCCUCAUUCCUCGUCUGCCUCGUCACAAUGGUAUUACCAUCACUGAACUUUUUU